This is a messenger RNA of Gracilinanus agilis (Agile Gracile Mouse Opossum), 3136 nucleotides long. RefSeq names its product mannosidase alpha class 2C member 1 (gene MAN2C1). Bases 1 to 3132 code for a protein of 1043 amino acids. The transcript is spliced from 26 exons. Gene Ontology annotation, biological process: oligosaccharide catabolic process; mannose metabolic process. Gene Ontology annotation, molecular function: alpha-mannosidase activity; carbohydrate binding. The record is from RefSeq and is a predicted model, not a curated record. NCBI's taxonomy places the organism in Eukaryota, Metazoa, Chordata, Mammalia, Didelphimorphia, Didelphidae.
AUGGCGGCAGCGGCCCCGGCCUUGGUGCUGAAGCACCGGCGCACCACCUUGGAACGGGUGGAGAAGUUCCUGUCAUCCUGCUACUUCACCGACUGCAACCUAUGGGGCAGGCUCUAUGGAGAUAGCUAUCCAGUGACUUCAUUGUCUUGCUUCUUGACUCCAGAACAUAUGCCAUAUGAAAAGGCUAUUCGGCAGCACUUCCACCCAGUCAAAGUUGGUGAUACCUUUGGACCCACAUGGUGGACCUGCUGGUUCCGAGUAGAACUGACUAUCCCUAAAUCUUGGAUAGGUCAUGAAGUUCACUUUCGCUGGGAGAGUGAUGGAGAAGGCUUAUUGUGGAAGAAUGGGGAACCAGUCCAGGGUUUAACCAAAUCGGGCAAGAAGACCAGCUACAUCCUGACUGAGAAGCUGAAGGAAGGAGAUCCCUGGAGCCUGACACUGUAUGUUGAAGCUGCCUGCAGUGGCCUCUUUGGGGCUGGAAAAGGCAGCAUGAUUGAACCACCUGACAGUGAGAAGACAUUCAGUGUGACCCGGGCUGACCUGGCAGUGUUCCACCGGGACGUUUACGAACUAAUAAUAGACAUGGAGAUCCUCCUGGGCAUGGCCAAGUGCCUUGGGGAGGGCAGCCAGCGGAGCUUCCAGGCUCUCUACACAGUCAACCAGAUGGUGAACGUGUGUGACCCAAAUGAUCCUGGUACCUUUUCGACAGCCCGUUCCCUGGCAUCGGGCAUCCUUCACCAGCGCAAUGGAGACAGCCAGCACUUGAUCCAUGCCAUAGGGCACUGCCAUAUUGAUUCAGCUUGGCUCUGGCCUUACAAGGAGACAAUUCGGAAAUGUGCUCGUAGCUGGUCAUCAGUCGUCCAACUCAUGGAGAAAAACCCACAGUUCACAUUUGCCUGCUCUCAGGCACAACAGUACGCGUGGGUGAAGAGGUUCUACCCAGGUUUAUAUUCCCAGAUCAAGGAGUACGUCCACAUGGGACAGUUUAUUCCAGUGGGUGGCACUUGGGUUGAAAUGGAUGGGAACCUUCCCAGUGGAGAAUCCAUGGUGAGACAGUUCCUUCAAGGACAGAAUUUCUUCCUUCAGGAAUUUGGGAAAAUGUGUUCUGAGUUCUGGCUUCCAGACACAUUUGGAUAUUCAGCCCAACUCCCCCAGAUCAUGCGUGGCUGUGGCAUCCAACGCUUUCUGACACAGAAGCUGAGUUGGAACUUGGUGAACUCCUUCCCUCAUCAUACCUUUUUCUGGAAAGGAAUUGAUGGCUCCCGGGUGUUGGCCCACUUUCCUCCUGGAGAUUCUUAUGGGAUGGAAGGCCAUGUAGAAGAGGUGCUGAAAACCAUGAACAACAACAAAGACAAGGGGAGGGUGAACCACAGUGCCUUCCUCUAUGGGUUCGGGGAUGGGGGUGGUGGCCCCACCCAGACCAUGCUAGACCGGCUGGAACGAAUGAAGGAUACAGAUGGACUGCCCAGGGUAUAUUUCUCUUCCCCAGAACAGUUUUUCUCAUUACUGGAGAGGAACUCAGGGCAGUUUUGCACCUGGUAUGGGGAAUUGUUCCUGGAACUGCACAAUGGCACCUAUACCACCCAAGCCCAAAUCAAGAAGGAGAACCGGGAAUGUGAACAGAUCCUGCAUGAUGUAGAAUUCUUGAGCUGCCUGGCCUUGGCCCGCAGUCGAACUUUCCAGUAUCCUGCUGCUGAGUUACAGCGCCUCUGGAGGCUUUUGCUCCUAAACCAGUUCCAUGAUGUGCUUCCCGGAAGCUGUAUCCAGCAGGUGGUGGAUGAUGCUCUGAAAUACUAUAGAGAGAUUCGAAGAAAUUGCUCCCACCUUCUGAAUGCGGCAAUUAGGUCCCUGGGUGGAAGAAGGUCAUCAGCUCGAGAUCUGAGACUUUCACACAACUUAUUCGUCUUUAACACACUGUCCUGGGAUCGCACAGAGGUGGUGGCCCUGCCAGGAGUGAAUGAAAUAGAAAACCUGGUCCUGGUGACAGUGCCUAGUAUGGGGUACACCCGGGCCCCACCUCCUGGCCCGCCGCCUCGUGCUGUCAGAGUGGUACAGGAGACUGAUGGCUCCGUGACCCUGGAUAAUGGCAUUAUCCGAGCACACCUGGACUCAAUGGGCCAUUUAAACUCCCUGGUUUUGAUCUCCUCAGACAGGGAAACAAUCCCCCGUGGUGUCUUUGGCAACCAGUUUGUGAUGUUUGAUGAUGUUCCCUUGUACUGGGAUGCCUGGGAUGUGAUGGAUUACCACCUGGAGACCCGGAAGCCAGUCACGAAGCUUGACCAAGCCCUUGAGGUAGGAAUUCCAGGAGGCCUUCGAGGCAGUGUCCACUUCUCCUUGCAACUCAGUAACCGAAGCAUUCUAACCCAGGAAAUUGUGCUGGAUGCUGCCUGUCCAUAUCUCAAGUUUCACACAGAGGUGGACUGGUAUGAGUCACAUAAGUUCUUAAAGGUAGAAUUCCCUGCCUGGGCCCAGACCUCCAAUGCCACCUAUGAGAUCCAGUUUGGCCACAUACAGAGACCUACACAUUACAACACCUCCUGGGAUUGGGCUCGAUUUGAGGUGUGGGGCCAUCGAUGGAUGGACCUGUCAGAACAUGGCUUUGGAAUGGCACUUCUUAACAACAGCAAGUAUGGGUGCUCUGUUCGGAACAACAUACUCAGCCUUUCCCUCUUACGGGCACCCAAGUCCCCUGAUGCCACUGCAGACAUGGGGCAUCAUCAUUUCACCUAUGCAUUAAUGCCACACAUGGGAACAUUCCAGGAUUCUGGAGUCAUCCAGGCUGCCUACAACCUCAAUUUCCCCCUACAUGUUUUACCCUUUGAAGCAGCCAUCUACCGGCCCUGGAGUGCUUUCUCAGUGUCAUCAUCUGCUGUAGUGUUAGAAACUGUUAAACAGGCAGAGGCUGGACCCCACCCUUAUACCUUGGUACUGAGACUGUAUGAGUCAUACGGCAGCCAUGUAGACUUAUGGCUCCAGUCAGCCCUUCCAGUACAGGAAGCUAUCAUUUGUGAUCUUCUGGAACGUCCUGACCACCGGCAGCACUUGACCCUAGAGGGCUCCCGAGUAAAGCUUUCCUUCUCGCCCUUUCAAGUGGUUUCUCUACUCCUUAUAUUGCGGCCCCCACUCCUCUGAUCAA